AUUACUUCAUUAUAUAUGCGCCUAUAUAAACUGAAGUCUGAAGCUUGGGUAGCCUAUAGUUGCUCUCAACAUCAUCUAUCUUAUGCGCCUUUAAGAGUUUUCCAGUUGUCUUCAGAAAGAAGAGCGAAAGGAAGAAGAAGAAAAGGGGAGACUUGUGGGUUUAAAAUGGAAUCAUACCAGUCUCAAGGCCUUGCGACAAGUGGUAAAGGAGUUGAUGAAGCUGACACAGCUACUAGCGAUCCUAGUGAUUCCAAACUUAAGAAUUCACUUCCGGAAAUUGAGGUUAAGAUACUCGGGAAGACAAUCCUCUUAAAUGUCUACUGUGAAAAUAAAAGAGGGAUUUUGGCAACAUUAGUUGAAGAGGUGGAAAAGCAUGACAUGAAGGUUCUCAAUUGUAGCAUGAUUCCCUUUGAGAGUUUUGCCUUGGACAUCACAAUUGUUGCACAGAUGGAAAAGGAUUUUAACCAGAAUGUGAAGGAUCUUGUACAAAGUCUUCGCUCUGUCCUCGUUGUGGCUAAUCCCGGAAGUUGAAAGGGUAAAGACCAUUAUGUUAUUGACAUCUAUAUGUUACCUUAGCAGUUAGCAUGACUACAUAUGGCCUAUGGGGGAGUAACCACAAUGUCCCGUGGUGUUGUAUCAUGUAAUCUUAUGGUUUUAUGGAAACUUCGCAAACUAAAAGUGUAAUAAUUGAUAAGUCGAUUCAUUUCUUAA
This is a messenger RNA of Beta vulgaris subsp. vulgaris (sugar beet), 711 nucleotides long. Its product is annotated as transcription factor bHLH19. Bases 16 to 531 code for a protein of 171 amino acids. The transcript has 4 exons. The record is from RefSeq and is a predicted model, not a curated record. NCBI's taxonomy places the organism in Eukaryota, Viridiplantae, Streptophyta, Magnoliopsida, Caryophyllales, Amaranthaceae.